AUGCUGAUAAAAUCUUAUUCUUUAAUCCAAAUUAGAAAUAAAACCACAAUCACCAGCUUUAAACAGUGGAAGGAUACUUUAAUUUUCAAACGAUUUGAUGGUAAACAUGUUUGGAAUUUACCUAAAUUCAUACCGCAUGAGUAUGGAUUUAGGCGAAUCGCAAGGAAACCUCCGUUCUUCAAGUUUCGGAAAUUCGUUUUCCCGAAAAUUCAUAACAAAUUUCCUCACCAACUGAUUAACAGAACUCGUUAUUCACUAGUAAAUAGUUCAGAUCCCAUAACUAAAUACAUCUCUAACGGAUCUGAUGUAAUAAUAAGAUAUGGUUGGGAGUCUAGAUCCAGUGAAUACCACAGGCUUAGGGAUGAAAUAAAGCGUAAAUACAAGUUUGUUAACGUCAUUGGAAUUCCCUCCGACUCCGACGAGUUACAAAUAUUAAACGAAUACGAAGACGUUUUAAUCAACAUCACAAAUAUUAAUGAUGUUAUUUAAUCUUAUAACCUUGAACUA
Molecule: messenger RNA, 507 nt
Organism: Theileria parva strain Muguga
Lineage: Eukaryota; Apicomplexa; Aconoidasida; Piroplasmida; Theileriidae
Exons: 3
Coding region: 1-489 (162 amino acids)
Source: RefSeq, a predicted model, not a curated record